AUGACUGAUGACAACCAUUUCGAUGUACUUGUCAUUGGCACAGGUGUGACAGAGUCUGUGUUGAGUGCGGCUCUGAGUCGCGCUGGUAAGCGUGUGCUGCACAUCGAUACCAACGCGUACUAUGGCGCUGAGUGGACGAGUCUGACACUCUCAGAGCUGUCUCAGUGGGCGGCCAAGUCUAACGCUGACCUUGCCUUCCCACGCGAGCCAGCUGCGCCUGGCUGUAUACCAAGCGCUUGCAAAGAGGUGGAUCGUCACUAUUCUAUUGCUUUACGACCAGCGCUCCUGCCGGCGCGCGGUCCCAUGAUCGAAGCCUUGAUCCGCUCGAAUGUAGCUUCGUACGCGACGUUCCGUCUAUUGGGACGCACGGGUAUCUAUGAUGGCGAGCACCUCGAGUGUGUUCCUAAAAGCAAGUCGGACAUAUUUCGAGAUAAGCGUUUCUCCCUGGUAGACAAACGCAGACUCAUGCGAUUCUUGCAGACUACUAUGGAUCCGUCGGCGCAAGAGGCUUCAGAUGAUCAUGUUAGCAUAUCCGAAUACUUGCGCAAAAGUAUGGGAUUCGAUGCCAAGCUCGAGCGUGCUGUCAUAUACGGUGUUGCGCUGUGUUGGGACUCCAAUGAGCCCAGCACAAGUGCUAUGGAUCGGACACGUUACAGCCUGUCAGGUCUUGGAAGGUACGGGGACGCGGCCUUUCUUGUCGCCCAAUAUGGUGGUGCUGGCGAGCUGACACAAGGAUUUUGCCGCUCAUCUGCUGUCCAGGGCGGCGUUUUCAUUUUGGGACACGAUGUGCACUCCCUGGAGCGGACAGAAUCUGUCUGGACAUUGCGGAUGAAUGGUAUUCAUGAAUCCUUUACAGCGGAUCAAGUAGCAGCGCCGGCUGCCAAUAUGCCUCACAAUCGCGUCACGGCCCCACCAUCCAUGCUCGAACACGUGUCCGUAUUGAUUACGGAUGCCUCUAUCGACUGGGCGAAGCACAUGCCUCUCGAGGAAGAUGAGCCUGUGCCUGAGACAGCGCUGCUUGUGUUUCCACCCACCAAGGAAAACGAGCAUGCUGUCAUGGUCCUUGCUCAAGGUGAAGGUACCUUUUCGUGCCCAAAGGGUCAGUUCGUAUACUAUGUCACCACCUAUCGCCGUGCCGACGGUACAUCGGCACGCACAUGCCUGGCAGAAGCGGUCGCGAAGCUGCAUUCCCUGCUGACGCACGACGCUCCCUGGAUUGCUGAGAUGUAUUGCUCACACACACUCACAACUGACCACGAUGGCUCUUCCGCCGCUUACGUCGACACUUCUGCCCGUCCACCCAGUACCUCGAUGGAGUCCUCAUUGUGCCUUAGCAGUCAAGAAUGUGCUUCUAUUUCAAAACGGCAAGCCGUGCCAAAUAUGACAGAGUCUUUGGAUUUGUGCGUUGAAGCAGCCGAACACGCAUUCUGGCGCAUCGUCGGCGAGCAACAUCGCGAUCCGGCGCUUCGUUUGGCUCGUGCACGCCUUCGUGAGCAUGCACCUUCUGAGUACCAAGGACGAGGAGGCGUAGAUCCCGAUGGGCCGCCUGUCGAAGUGAUGAAUUCUCCAGUCGAGAUCGAGUUCUUUGCUCCACAAUCAACCUUGAACGAGAAUGCCCUUUGA
This is a messenger RNA of Malassezia restricta, 1623 nucleotides long. Its product is annotated as Rab geranylgeranyl transferase escort protein. Lineage: Eukaryota; Fungi; Basidiomycota; Malasseziomycetes; Malasseziales; Malasseziaceae. The transcript has a single exon. The record is from RefSeq and is a predicted model, not a curated record. Gene Ontology annotation, molecular function: GDP-dissociation inhibitor activity. Bases 1 to 1623 code for a protein of 540 amino acids. Gene Ontology annotation, cellular component: Rab-protein geranylgeranyltransferase complex; cytosol; cytoplasm. Gene Ontology annotation, biological process: vesicle-mediated transport; protein geranylgeranylation; small GTPase-mediated signal transduction.